Messenger RNA from Ananas comosus (pineapple), 595 nucleotides. Its product is annotated as ATP synthase subunit epsilon, mitochondrial-like. Gene Ontology annotation, cellular component: mitochondrial inner membrane. NCBI's taxonomy places the organism in Eukaryota, Viridiplantae, Streptophyta, Magnoliopsida, Poales, Bromeliaceae. The coding region runs from base 71 to 307 and encodes 78 amino acids. The record is from RefSeq and is a predicted model, not a curated record. The transcript is spliced from 2 exons. Gene Ontology annotation, molecular function: proton-transporting ATP synthase activity, rotational mechanism. Gene Ontology annotation, biological process: proton motive force-driven mitochondrial ATP synthesis.
AGAGCAAAGGGGAGGAAACGAGGAAGAAGAGAGGGAGAGUUAGGGUUAGGGUUUUUUAGGGGGUACGACAAUGGCGACGGCGGCGGCGGCGACGGCGACGAGCACGGCGGCGGUGCCGUUCUGGAGGGCGGCGGGGAUGACGUACAUAACCUACUCCAACAUCUGCGCCUCCCUCGUCCGAUCCUGCCUCAAGGAGCCCUUCAAGUCCGAGGCCACGUCACGGGAGAAGGUCCACUUCGCCAUCUCCAAAUGGGCCGAGGGAAAGCCCGAGAAACCCACCAUCCGCUCUGAUUCACCUGAAGAAUGAGAACCGGUGCACAAGUUGGAUGAAGAUGGGCUUCAUCGCAAGCUUUUGUUUGUUUUCAAGUGCUAAUGCAUAUUUGCUGUAAAAUCAGUGCGUGUACUCUUGAUUGGCGAGUACUAUCUAUCGAAACAGCUCAGAGAUAAAGCAUCCUUGAAUAAAAAUUAUUAUCAUGUUGGUACAGUUAAGCAACUGCUCGUUUGACUAUUGGAAUUUGGUUUAUUGAACCAUGUAUUAUGGAUUUAUUCUACACGGUUACCGUGUUUUAUCCUAUUUCAUUUCAUAUUGUUUUCU